UGGCGGUCCGUCUCUGAUAGCAUAAUUUCCGCCAUCUGGGGAUAUCCCAAAGACCCGACGCAGACGGCCGGGAAGGACUUCGCGCGAUCGAAAGGAGACGAUGUGGCCUCGAAAUUCCUCGCGCGCUACGGACAGGACAUGGUCCUGCGGUUUAAUGUCACCACCGCAGAGGAGGCUGUCGCGCUCGCGGAAGCUUCGAAUGUCCUUUUUCUGGACGUCUGGGCAUUUACGGAGGAUUGGGUAGAUAUUCGAAUAGCAAAGGAUGUUGUUCCUUCACUCCUUGGACUUCUCCCCAAGUCAUUACAACAUGCACAUAGCCCUCUCAUGUUCGACCUUGGUCUGGCCCGCGCCAUCUCCAAUUCCUACCCAUUCCCUUCCGCCCGCGACCCGACCCCCCCUCAACAUGACACCCACCCCUCCACCAACACAUUCCGCCUCUCCCUCGAACAGCGGGGCCCGCAAGAAUCGAACAUCUUCUUCAGCGACUACCAGCCACUGUCGGUCAUCCAUCCCUGGAUGAGGCUCCUUGCAUCAUUGUUUCCUACGCACGUCCGGCUUGUCAGCAUCGGCACAUCAUAUGAAGGCCGGGACAUCCUGGCGAUGCGUGUGGGGGUUCAUCCAACGAAUAACGAGAAGGCCGCGGGUCCCAGGAAGACAAUAAUUAUCUCCGGCGGUACACACGCGCGAGAGUGGAUCGGCACGAGCACGGUCAACUACCUUGCGUACUCCCUCGUGACGUCGUACGGCAAAUCAAGCGUGUGGAAUUCACUGCUGGAGGCCUUCGAUUGGGUGUUUAUUCCAACGUUGAACCCUGAUGGAUAUGUCUAUACCUGGGAGAACGAUCGACUGUGGCGGAAGAACCGUCAGCCAACCUCACUACGGUUUUGUAAAGGCAUCGACCUUGACAGGAGCUGGUCCUUCCAAUGGGGCGGCGAUGCACCACAGAUGAAUCCAUGCUCGGAGAGUUAUGGAGGCGAAGAGCCCUUCGACGCCGUUGAAGCUCAAGCGUUUCGCGACUGGGCCAAGAACGAGACGGAGAACAGCGGCGUGGAGUUUGUGGGCAUCAUCGACCUGCACUCAUACUCCCAGGAAGUUCUUUACCCCUAUUCAUACACCUGCGCAACCCCUCCGCCGACCCUGGAGAACCUCCAAGAGCUAGCGCUGGGCCUCGCCAAGGCAAUAAGAUUGGCCAAGGACGGGCAGGCUUACACUGUCCGAGCAGCUUGUGAAGGGAAUGUCAAUGCGGGUGGGAUACUUCCGCGGAUUGAGUCGGGCGGAGGCAGCGCGUUGGAUUGGUUUUACCAUGAGCUUGGCGUCCGGUACGCGUACCAGAUCCGGCUUCGGGAUACGGGGAGUUAUGGGUUUUUGCUUCCGAAGGAGAACAUUGUGCCGACGGGCCGGGAAAUGCUCGAUGCGAUGGAAUUCUUUGGUCGGUACAUGCUUAGGAUAGCAGGAGUGGCCUCCGAUACGGAUUCGACAUUCAGAGAGACGUCCCCUUCG
Messenger RNA from Eremomyces bilateralis CBS 781.70, 1500 nucleotides. RefSeq lists its product as uncharacterized. The transcript is spliced from 2 exons. NCBI's taxonomy places the organism in Eukaryota, Fungi, Ascomycota, Dothideomycetes, Eremomycetales, Eremomycetaceae. Gene Ontology annotation, biological process: proteolysis. The annotation marks the transcript as partial. The record is from RefSeq and is a predicted model, not a curated record. Gene Ontology annotation, molecular function: metallocarboxypeptidase activity; zinc ion binding.